Aspergillus tanneri is the source of this 1602-nucleotide messenger RNA. Its product is annotated as MFS transporter. Gene Ontology annotation, molecular function: transmembrane transporter activity. NCBI's taxonomy places the organism in Eukaryota, Fungi, Ascomycota, Eurotiomycetes, Eurotiales, Aspergillaceae. Gene Ontology annotation, biological process: transmembrane transport. Gene Ontology annotation, cellular component: membrane. The transcript is spliced from 2 exons. The record is from RefSeq and is a predicted model, not a curated record. The coding region runs from base 1 to 1602 and encodes 533 amino acids.
AUGGCUAUGGAGUCGAACCAGAGUUGCAGCGAGACCAAAUCCGUCUCUUCUCAGGGAGGUAUCCCAAGAGAUGACGAAAAUAUUCCCACCCUCGAAGAUGGGAAGGGCACGAAGGACGAACAUGUCUAUAUCGCAGAUACCCUCCCUCUGUCUCGGCAGAUUCUCUUCGUCCUGACCAUCUGCUCGGCCAUGUACACGAAUCAGCUCGGGCUGGGCCAAACAAUGGACAUCGUUCGGAUCAUUGGGGACUGGUACGGAAUCACCAACAGCAACGAACUGUCGUGGCUUGUGGCUGGCUACAGCUUGACCAUUGGCACCUUUGUCCUGAUUGCCGGCCGGCUGGGGGACGACUUUGGACACAAGAAGAUGUUCAUCAUCGGCAUGGGCUGGUACGCGCUGUGGACUCUCGUCUGUGGACUAGCCGUCUAUUCCACGCAGGUUCUUUUUAUCUUCGCCCGUGUUUUCCAGGGAAUGGGGCCGGCCGUCACAUUGCCCAACGCGAUCGCCAUUCUCGGCCAGUCGUACUCUCCCGGACCCCGUAAGAACAUGGCUUUUGCGUUCUUCGGCGGCAGCGCACCCUUUGGUGCUAUAUCCGGCUUUGCAAGUGGUGGCCUCUUUGCUCUGGCCUGGUGGCCGUGGGCAUACUGGAGCGCGGCCAUUGCACUCGGUUGCCUGGCUAUGUUUGCUGUCUGGGCAAUACCACCUCAGCCGAUGAGUAGCACGUCCAAAACUCUGACGGUCUGCCAAAAGAUCGUGCAUCUAGACCUUCCAGGCUGCUUUACCGGCGUGACCUCUCUGGUCUUGAUCAAUUUCGCGUGGAAUCAAGCCGCCGGGUUCGGUUGGCAAGAACCAUACGUAUAUGUGUGCCUCAUCCUAGGAUUCAUCUUUGCAGCGGCCUUCUUUUGGGUUGAACUGCGCUGGUCGAAGGAACCAAUCCUGCCCCUUGCGGCCUUCAACUCCGAUAUUGCCUUUGUGCUGGUCUGCACUGCCUGUGGCUGGGCGACUUUCGGAAUCUGGGUGUACUAUGCCGCCGUCUUCGUUAUGGAGCUGAACAACGUCAGCCCGCUGCUCCUAGCUGCCUGGUACAGCCCAGUAAUUCCCUCGGGACUUGGCGCAGCCCUCGCGGUGGGCAAGCUCCUCGGUCGUGUCUCGGCAGCAUGGGUCAUGUUCAUCGGCAUGGUCGCGUACCUAAUCGGGUCGAUCCUCAUUACCACCAUGCCGACGCAUCAGAUAUACUGGGGCAACUUCUUUUGGAGUGUGCUUAUCAUCUGCGUGGGCAUGGACUCGUCCUUCCCCGCCGCGACAAUCAUCUUCUCCGACGCCGUGCCGCCCAAGUACCAGGGCAUCGGCGCGAGUGUGGUCAUGACCAUCGUGAACUACAGUAUUUCGCUGGGGCUGGGCUUUGCGGGGACGGUGGAGCGAGAAGUCAAUAACGGGGGCCACACCUAUGGCGACAAGAAGAAGGGGUAUCGUGGUGCGUUCUACUUCGAGCUAGGGUUGGCUAGCUUGGGUCUGGUGAUGAGUCUCGUCUUCUUGAUCAAGGAUCACUACCGAAAGAAAACCAAGAAAGCUGCCGCCGUGCACCAACACCAGAGUGCUUAA